This is a messenger RNA of Microbotryum saponariae, 192 nucleotides long. The record is from the annotation of a GenBank genome assembly. Lineage: Eukaryota; Fungi; Basidiomycota; Microbotryomycetes; Microbotryales; Microbotryaceae.
AUGAAGAACGCAGUCAACCAAGUCAAAAUCAUCCGUUAUCUCAAAACCCUUCGGCCGGCCCCUGCGGUAUUCGAUCAACUCUACUACGUCAGCGAUGUAGUUAUAGCCAAGAGUGAUCAAUGCAUUUCAACAUACCUAUUCGAUCAACUCUACUACGUCAGCGAUGUAGUUAUAGCCAAGAGUGAUGAAUAG